This is a messenger RNA of Maniola jurtina (meadow brown), 2073 nucleotides long. Its product is annotated as zinc finger protein 333-like. Gene Ontology annotation, biological process: regulation of transcription by RNA polymerase II. Gene Ontology annotation, molecular function: DNA-binding transcription factor activity; RNA polymerase II cis-regulatory region sequence-specific DNA binding. The transcript has 4 exons. Bases 330 to 2000 code for a protein of 556 amino acids. Lineage: Eukaryota; Metazoa; Arthropoda; Insecta; Lepidoptera; Nymphalidae. The record is from RefSeq and is a predicted model, not a curated record.
GCUCUGCUGUCAAUGUCAACCUCGGAAAUAAAGAAAAACAAGAAUUUCGAUUCUAAGAAUAAUAUUGAUAUACGAUUAAUUUAUUAAAUACAGUAUGUUUUAUUGAUGUAGGCGUUUUAUUAUGAUAUAAAAGUUUCCAUCUGUAUCAUAUUAUGGUCAAUCCAACACCUGGGAUACAGGUUAUAUGCUAAAACUUGUAGGGUACAACUCGAAAUGUGCAUACUGCGUAAAAACUUUUGUGAAAUAGUUUAGGCUUAAAAAAAUACUUAAAUAACCACCACAUACGAUACUGAACCAGUGUAAUAAGUUAAACAAAAUAGAAUACUGAGAUGGAGGACCAAAUCACAGCAUCUAUAUGUGAACUUAACUACCUCAUUGAACCUAAAAAAGAAAUAUUAGAUGACCGAGAGAUAACCCAUGAGUGUGGUGACAAGGACUUAGUACCCAAAAAAGAGAUAACCAACACUAAUCUUAACUUAGACACCACAGUUUUAAACCAACAUAUUGAUAUACCUAUUAAAAUAGAAAUAGAACAAAAUACAUGCAAAAUGGAGCAACAAGCUCCUGCAUUAUGUGAUGCCAACUACCUCAUUGAACCUAAAAAAGAAAUAUUAGAUGACCGAGAUGUAACCCAUGAGUGUGGUGACAAGGACUUAGUACCCAAAAAAGAAAUAACCAACACUAAUCUUCAUUUAGACACUACAGUUUUAAACCAACAUAUUGACAUACCUAUUAAAAUAGAAUUAGAACAAAACACAUGGAAAAUGGAGCAACAAGCUAUUGCAUUAUGUGAUGCCAACUACCUCAUUGAACCUAAAAAAGAAAUAUUAGAUGACCGAGAUGUAACCCAUGAGUGUGGUGACAAGGGCUUAGUACCCAAAAAAGAGAUAACCAACACUAGUCUUCACUUAGACACUACAGUUUUAAACCAACAUAUUGAUAUACCUAUUAAAAUAGAAAUAGAACAAAAUACAUGGGAAAUGGAGCUACAAGCUAUUGCAUUAAGUGAUGCUAACUACCUCAUUGAACCUAAAAAGGAAAUAUUAGAUGACCUAGAGUGUGGUGACAAGGACUUAGUACCCAAAAAAGAGAUAACCAACACUAAUCUAAACUUAGAUGCAGAUUUAGACCAACCGAUGACAAACAUAGUAAUACCAAUUAAAACAGAAACAAUAUUAAGUGAAGGAAUCGUUGGAUUACAAAAAGCUUAUAAGUCUGAAGAUGCAGAAAUGAGAUUUUGUGAUACAGAUCUGCCUACAGUACAUAUGAAGACACAGUAUGUUCAACAGGAGCCUUUCCAAUCUGAAGUAAGUGUGAACCUCAGCCAACCAGUUACUUCCUCAAACAGCACAAAUCCACACAAUACUGGCAACUUGGAAUAUGAAAAUGUGAAUACUUCAGUGAACCACACAAGGACUAAAGAGAAAACCAAUUUCUGUGACCACUGUCCAUACAAAUGUGUGAAACCAAGUCAUUUGAAAACACAUAUGAUGUCUCACACUGGAGAGAAACCAUAUCACUGUAACCAAUGUAAUUAUAAAUCGUCAAAAUCAAGUGCCAUUAAAUACCACAUGAGAACUCACACGGGUGAAAAACCAUAUCAAUGCAACCAAUGUGACUGCAAAUUUUCCAUGUCGAGUGCUCUCAAAAACCACAUUCGGACACACACCGGUGAAAAACCAUACCAAUGUAAGCAUUGUGACUACAAAACUUCUACUGCGGGUGCCCUUAAGUACCACAUGAGAACUCACACUGGUGAAAAACCAUAUUCCUGUGAGCAUUGUGAAUAUAAAUGUACAAAUUCAAGUCAUUUAAAAGCUCACAUGAGGACGCACACCGGUGAGAAACCUUAUCGUUGUAAGCAAUGUGAUUAUAAAUGCUCAAAAUCAAGUUAUCUUAAAGCUCACAUGACAAUCCACACAGGUUAUUGUUGUUUGCAAUGUGACUAUACAACUAUGGCGAUAAGUGCUUUUAAAUACCAUAUAAAGAAUCACACAUAAAAAACCUGUAUGACACUAAUAUUAUAAAGGUAUAAGUUUGUAUGUGUGUGUGUAUGUUACUCCUUCACGCAAA